Molecule: messenger RNA, 564 nt
Organism: Sphaeroforma arctica JP610
Lineage: Eukaryota; Ichthyosporea; Ichthyophonida
Exons: 1
Coding region: 1-564 (187 amino acids)
Source: RefSeq, a predicted model, not a curated record
AUGACUUAUGAUACCUUAGCCACGUACACUGGGAUGACUUAUGAUACCUUAGUCACGUACAUUGGGAUGACUUAUGAUACCUUAGCCACGUACACUGGGAUGACUUAUGAUACCUUAGCCACGUACACUGGGAUGACUUAUGAUACCUUAGCCACGUACACUGGGAUGACCUAUGAUACCAUAGCCACGUACACUGUAAUGACUUAUGAUACCUUAGCUGCAUACGCUGGGAUGACUUAUGAUACCUUAGCCACGUACACUGGGAUGACUUAUGAUACCUUAGUCACGUACAUUGGGAUGACUUAUGAUACCUUAGCCACGUACACUGGGAUGACUUAUGAUACCUUAGCCACGUACACUGAGAUGACAUUUGAUACCUUAGCCACGUACACUGGGAUGACUUAUGAUACCUUAGCCACGUACACUGGGAUGACUUAUGAUACCUUAGCCACGUACACUGGGAUGACUUAUGAUACCUUAGCCACGUACACUGGGAUGACUUAUGAUACCUUAGCCACGUACACUAGGAUGACUUAUGAUACCUUAGCCUCGUACUGUAUCUAG